Messenger RNA from Topomyia yanbarensis, 1067 nucleotides. RefSeq lists its product as uncharacterized. The record is from RefSeq and is a predicted model, not a curated record. The transcript has 3 exons. The coding region runs from base 27 to 1067 and encodes 346 amino acids. NCBI's taxonomy places the organism in Eukaryota, Metazoa, Arthropoda, Insecta, Diptera, Culicidae.
AAUGUUAUCCUAAUUACUUUCCUUCAAUGACAUUAACAGUUCUACUAACUGCAGAAGAAUCUGAAGCUCAUGAGGACCCUUGUCAACUACCCCAACUUCCAGUAAUCUCGGUGGCCAAAGUCUCCAAAAAGGCUAGCGCCAUUCCUGUUAAAACUAAGUCUUUCCUUGGUCGGCCGAUCCGAUCACAGCGGAGCAUCAUCAGUGGCAAUGAUUCAAAAACCAUCAAAUUUCUGCUCAAACUGACCACUAAAAGCUACUUCGAAACCCUGAGAUACGAAAUUGAUCGCAUCAAGGAAAGUGAUCGUAAAAUGCAAGAUCAAACUAGUUCACAUGCACACUCGAUCAUGGCUUUGAUCAGCAGGGGAGUCGAUUUUGAUAGAAAAAUGAACGAUUUGCGAGAGCAGAAUGCAAGGUUACUGGUUGAAACAAGGGAAAAGGAUCGAGCCCAACAGGAUACAGUUAAUGCAAUCACUACUGAGUUGAAUGAGCUGAAAUCCGUUUGCAAUCUACUUUUGAAGAACAUCGAAAAAGAUCACGAGUUGGAGGUUCUUGCGAGAAAGUUACGCAAAUCGAAAAAGUUUGACUCAAAUACGUACAAAAUGCUCAAGUCCCAACUUAGAAAACCCAUUCAGGGAAAGAGCGAAUCCAGGAAAUCAAUGGUUAAAUUAGUACAGCAAAAAUCACCUUGUUCUCUCCCGUCGAAAACAAGAAGCGAAAACAUCAUAGGCAACCAAAAAUCCAAAGGAUCACGCCGAUCGCUUGCUCGAAUCAAAAGCGACUGGUCCUCGCUUUCCAGCAUGUCAUCGGUGUCCACCGGAACGGACAUGUUGAGUGACAUUGAAAUGACCUCAGACAAAAAGAGUGGUAGCAGUGCAGCUUCGCAAAAAACUCCCAAUACAUCCGCCGAAAACUGUAUUGUGGAUCCAAAUAUCUCAACGAAAAAGCAAAAAACGAAAAAUAAUGAAACUAAGGGCAAGCAGUCAAGCUUAAUGAAAAUUUUCUGCUGCGGUAGACGUUCAAAAACUAACAAGGAAGUUAAAUCUAUUGAAAAUUUCGAAGUAGUUUAA